Molecule: messenger RNA, 2366 nt
Organism: Botrytis porri
Lineage: Eukaryota; Fungi; Ascomycota; Leotiomycetes; Helotiales; Sclerotiniaceae
Exons: 4
Coding region: 189-1748 (519 amino acids)
Molecular function (GO): heme binding; oxidoreductase activity, acting on paired donors, with incorporation or reduction of molecular oxygen; iron ion binding
Source: RefSeq, a predicted model, not a curated record
AUCCGAUUCCUCAAAUAUGAUAAGUAUAAUUGAAAACAACGCCUGGUUUCAGACUUGGUUAUAUAAGUCUUCUUUCCCUCAGUUCUGAGUGUUACUCAUUCAUUUAUUUAUUCGUUUAUUCAUCAUUUCUCAUUUCUAUAUACGUGCGCGAGUCCAUUGAUAUAUACAUAUCACAAAAUUCCAGCAUCAUGUUGGAAAAUCUAUCAGUAAAAUCUCUCAUUGUACCAUUUGUUGUGAUUUUUGUCCUGUUCAAAGUUACACAAUCUGUUCAGAGAGAGCUCAAGAUUAGAUCACUGGGUGGUCAUACGAGAAGAGUGAAGACAUGGAUUCCAUUCGAUCUCGACCUAAUUGUGCGUUCCGUCAAAUAUGGUAUGCAAGAUAAGGAAGUCGAAGCAUGGAUGGAGUUUUUCUCCGGUUACAAAGACCUACGUUAUACAGUAGAGGCAAAUCUAGGAGGACAACGUACGCUUUUCACCGCGGAACCAGAAAAUAUCAAAGCUAUACUCGCGACUCAAUUCGGAGAUUAUGGCAAAGGGGAACCCUUUCAUGUAGAUUGGAAAGACUUCCUUGGUGACAGUAUCUUCACGACAGAUCUUGACCAAUGGCAUGAUUCUCGUCAGUUGAUACGUCCACAAUUUAUCAAGGAUCGAGUCAGUGAUUUGGAUACUUUCGAGAGACAUGUUCAGAUUUUAAUCCGGAAAAUCAAAGAAGAAGGUAGAAAAUGGGACGGCACUCAGGGUCGGGAGCUUGAUGUUAGUGAUCUGUUCUUCAGAUAUACUCUAGAUGCUGCGACGGACUUUUUGCUAGGACGCAGUGUGGACAGUCUAGAGAAACCAGGAGCAUUUGCAGAUGCUUUCGCUGAGGUUCAGCGGGUACAGUGUGUCAUCGCGAGAGCUGGACCUCUAAAUGGUUUAGUUCCAAGAAAAUCAUUCUACCAAGGUCUUAAGGUUAUAAACGAAUUUGUUACCCCCUUCAUUGAAGAUACGCUUCGACUUUCUCCCGAGGAACUAGCAACCAAAACGAAAACAGAGGAAGGGUAUACAUUUCUCCAUGCAUUAGCGGGCUACACCCGUGAUAGAAAUAUACUCCGAGAUCAACUCGUAGCAGUCUUACUUGCCGGUCGCGAUACAACAGCUUGCACUCUCUCAUGGACAUUCUACGAACUGGCUCGUCAUCCUGAAGUAUUUAGGAAAUUACGCGAGGAAGUCAUCUCGAAAGUUGGUCUAGAGACACCUCCAACUUAUCAACAUUUGAAAGAUAUGAAAUAUCUACAAAAUGUUAUGCAAGAAACCCUUCGUCUUUACCCCGUCGUUCCCUUCAAUAUCCGCCUAGCCCUCAAAGAUACUACACUACCCGUCGGUGGCGGACCAGAUGGCCUCUCUCCUAUUGGAAUUCUCAAGGACACUCCAAUCGGCUACUCCACUCUCAUUAUGCAACGCCGCGAAGAUCUUACUCCAGACGUCAUGAGCUUCAAUCCCGACCGAUGGCUCACAUGGCAGCCUAAACCUUGGCAAUACAUUCCAUUCAACGGCGGUCCCCGAAUCUGUAUUGGUCAACAGUUUGCACUCACGGAAAUGGGUUAUACGAUCGUUAGACUUUUGCAAAAUUUUGAUGGACUCGAGGAAUUUAUGCAUGAAAUUGAUGGAGGAAAUCCUCGAUUGAAAUGUGAUAUUGUUUUACAGCCUGGACAGGGUGUACACGUGGGAUUUUUGGAUGGGCAAAGUGGAUCUGUGAAAGAGAAGAUCUAGAAUGAUGAUACGGCGUUGAUUGCUUUCUUGGUUGCUCAAAAAAUAAACAAACGAAAUGAACGUUAACGAUUGAUGAAAGUGUUUUUCUCAGCUCAGUUCAUGAUGUAAAUAUAAGAAAUGGGGUUCUUGCAUCCAUUUUUACAAUGAUCUGAAUACCAUAUUAUUUGAGUAUCAAGAAAAUAGAAUGCACAUAACGAAUGAAUAGUGAGCCAAGUGACUCGUCACAAUCACUCUAUCAUAUACGAUAUUCGAGAUCUUAAUCAUUCCAUCGCAUACAAACAUUCAACAGUCUCGAUUCUUUAUCAUCCCAAUCAUAGUGCUGAUAUAUUUAUCAUGUCCGACUGGGCGAAUCUACAGCGCUGUAUAAGUCUAUUCUUUCUAAUUUUAACAAUCCAGGCCUUUAAUUAUGAUAUUGAAACUUAUGCGAAAUGAGUAUCAAAGAACAAGACGAUAGAGGAAGGAGAGGUCAAAUCACUGGCUUUGAAGCGAUGAGAAAUAAGAGUAUAAAUAUCGGGUUCAGGUGACUGGCUAUCUUUGGAUUUCGAUAUACAAACGAUACAACUGUACAGCUCAGCAACAAGGCGGUAAAGAUUGUUGAGAUGAAUUGAUCUGGUGAGG